AUGGCUCAGCCCACGCGCCGUGUCUCUUCCUACCAUCGGGACAACUUUGAUGCUGACUGGACGUUCAUUGAAAACGGCAUUGAUCUGUACAUGUCUUCUUCCGUGAACGAUGCCAAGAAAAUCAGGGCCAGCUGCCGUUGGUUAACAAUGUAUACUGUGGUGUACGAACUCUGCCAUGCUAUGCCCCAUCCUAGAGGAGAAAUGAUUUACGGCAACCUCAGCCAAUUGUUCACUACCUACGUCGAAACCCUCACUGCGGUGUAUAUCACGCGAGAAAAGAAGAGGAUGUAUCAUACCUCUACUCAUGUGAGCGGGGCUAUCCUACGAUCAAUCGCCCGCGAGAGAAAUGGCGAACUCGAUGAUUGGGGCCCUCAGAAACAGAUUGUGGCCUUGGUCUUGUCCGACGAUGUGCAAGAUGCAGCGGCCAAAACCGAUUCCUAG
Postia placenta MAD-698-R-SB12 is the source of this 441-nucleotide messenger RNA. RefSeq lists its product as hypothetical. Bases 1 to 441 code for a protein of 146 amino acids. Lineage: Eukaryota; Fungi; Basidiomycota; Agaricomycetes; Polyporales; Adustoporiaceae. The transcript is spliced from 3 exons. The record is from RefSeq and is a predicted model, not a curated record.